GAGAGAGAGAGAGAGAGAGGUCUUGCAUCAAUUUCCAGUAGGUCCUUGGCUAGGGAUAGGGCCUUGGGUAGGCCCUCCAUGGUCCAUAUUGGAAGUUUACCUGGCUCGAAUGCAUACAGGUGUCCACAGCUACAGUGGAUUUAUGUGUGCAGCAGCCGAGGACAGCUUUUCACAGCACUCCUCCCCAUCCCCAUGUCUGCUCUUUUGAGACAGAGUUGCUAUGUAUCCCUGACUGGCCUGCAUUCAUUACAUAGCCCAAGAUGAUCUCCAACCCAAGGAAAUCAUUCUACUUUAGUUCUCAAAUGCAUGUAUUACCAUGAUCAGCUUUAGGAAUGUUUUCAAAAUUCACUUCAUAUUAUACAACUCUGUAAAGUUUGUAAAUAGCCUGGUAAGUAGAGAAAUGGCCAACCUGAUUUAAGGAAACUAUCCAUCUUGCUGUUGCUACUUCAGAAUGGUGACAAUCAGUUGUCCCCAGCUCCAUUUUCUCCAUUGCCUCUUCCUACAGGUAUCUCCAACGUUCUUUCCUCUAACACCUCUCCCUUCAAGGACACAUGUAGACACAAGUGUGUAUAUAUGUUUGAGACAAGGUCUCUCUAUUAUAUAGUUCUGGCUGUCCUGGAACUCACUAUGUAAACCAGGCUGGUCUCAAACUCAGAGAUCUGCCUGCCUCUGCUUCCCGAGUGCUGGGGUUAAAGGCAUGUGCCACCACCGCCCUGCAUGCACAGAGGAUUCUGAACAAGCCAUGAGCUAAGCGCGAAGGUGCAGUGGCUGAUUGCUCAGGUCUGCCACAGUACUGCGGGGAGUUUCUAAAUGAAUGCUGUACAUUUAGCCACCAAUGUUUUAAACCUAUUAAAAUUAUUCAUGGAAGUCUAUAAAAAAAUCAAAUCCUGGUCAUAGCCCUGGUUCCAGUAUUUAUUUUGAGAACAUCUUUUGUAGAGCUAACAUGUAGGCUUUGCUCUCAGGGAACCACAGGUCAAUUUUCAGCCUUUGGGAACAUGAGCAACACAAAAUGAUGAUUCUUAGAGUCAGAGGCAAAAGGCCAUGUGCAAAGGGGUGUCACCAUUCCUGGAUGUGUUCCUUGUGUGGCACUCUAUGCUGUAGGCUCCUCACAGUCAGGCAGUGCCUCAGGAUCUGCUGUUAAUACAAUCCUGCCAGGCUCAUCAUGGGAACUGUGAAGUGAGCCUGCCUGGCAAGCAUCCCUGAUACUCACCCCACCCUGAGUAGGUAGGUGACCUGCGUCAUUGCUUAGGGGAUUGCCCAGCACAUGACUCCUAGGUCCCUCCCUAGACAAAGUCAUCCAACUAUACCCACCAGGAAUUCCUCCUCCUCUUCUGUUUAACUUGACUUGCAUAUGAUAAUUUAAUGGGAUAAAUAUACAUUUAAAAAUUUCAAAAUGUAAAGAGCACAAAGAAGCUGGACAUGGCGGCACAAACAUUAAACUUAGCACCUGGUUGUCAGAGGCAGCCAAGACUAUACAUAGGGAGACCCUGUGUCAAAACUAAUCACCACCAACAACAAAGCAAAGUGACAAAGGAAAAGGAAGAAAAACUGUCCUAUUCCAACACAACCUCAACACAGUUCCUUCAUUCCCCUUACAAGAGACAAAAUUAAAAAAAUAAACAAACAUGUUUACUCAAUUUCUUAGGAAAAUCAUAAGCACAGGUGGCUGGAUUGUUCAGUGGGUAAUGUGGACCCCACCACCAAUGUAAAAGCUAUGAACAACAGCAUAUGUCUGUAACUCCAGCACCAGGGGUGUAGAGACAGAUCCCAGGGACUUGCUGGACAACCAGGCUACCCAGAAUGGUGAGCACUAGGUUCAGAGAUCUGUCUCAAAACUAAAGUGGAAAGGAAUAGAGAGAGGAAGAAGGCAGUGUCAAUCUCUGGUCUCUACAUGCACAUGGAGGCCAGUAUGCUACACACACACACACACACACACACACACACACACACACUCCUACCUACCAUCAUUGAAACCCAUACAAAAGUACAAACUGAAAAGCUCACCAGGGCUGGAGAUGUCAGGCUAGCAUUUGUAGCAUUUGCUCAGGAGUGUAAAACUUGACUCCUAACAUCUCAGAGAAGGAAUGAACAAGAGAAAGGAGAAAGGGAAGAGACCUCAGUUCCCAUCUAGAGCCACUCUGCAUUUGAAAUUGUCUUCCUCAGCUGCCUGCAGGCAAACAAGCUUUUCUGACAACAAAACCAGAGGGUAGGACCUUGAUGUGAUUUCUCACAGUCUCACUAGUGCCGUGGUUAUAGUUCCUCCUGGCAACUUCCUUACAUGAUUUAAUAAUUUUGUCAUCUUCCACAGAUUGCUGACUCCUUUAACCAAUGUCAAGCAUCUGGGAUUUCCCGAUUGGCUUUACUAAAAGAAACACACAGUGGUGGACCCAGAGACUUCAUUGCAAUACAUUUCUAAGAAAUAUACUAGGUUACAAAACAUGGCCACUGUAAAAAACCCUGCUCUCCAGCCAACUGACUUUCCCUCCAGCAGAGUGAGUCCUCUACAGCCAGUGCUGACUUCCUCAUAGGGCCAGUUAACCCUAGUUUGUACUCAUUUGUACAACACCUACUCAUAUCAGCCUUGUGUCCUUAACCCCACCUCUGAAUCUAGAUUAAGGCAAAGGCCUCAUGUGGGCCUGGUGACUGCUCUGUUUACGUAGCCACACAGCCUAACCUGGGCCUAUCCCAGUCCAUGUGAGUCAGUUGAACAAGGGGCGGGCACCACCCUUCCUGGAACAGGAAUCCAGCUGGGACACAGGCCACCAGCACAUCCCAAGAGACUCUGCAGUGACUGGAGCCAGAUACAGAGCAUCGAGCCAGCAGGGUGCUUUGAGGAGCAGUUAUGUCUGUCCUGUACCCAUCUCUGGAGGACCUGAAGGUGGGCCAAGUCAUCCAGGCCCAAGCCAGAGCCUCACCCAGGUUGUCUCCUCCAUCAGCCCCGAUAGCUUCUGCACCCCCACUUUCAGAGCUGUACCCAAACUUGGCAGAACUGGAGAGUUACAUGGGGCUGUCCCUCUCUAGCCAAGAAGUCCAGAAGAGCCUGCCUCAGAUUCCAGAUGGUGACAAUAUGGUGGUCACUAGCCCUGGGCCUGGCCACGUGGUAGCACCAGUCUCUGGGAACAACCUGGGUGUGUUGCGUGCAGAGAUCAAGCCUGGGGUGCGUGAGAUCCAUCUGUGCAAGGAUGAGCGUGGCAAGACUGGACUGCGCCUGCAGGCUGUCGAUAAGGGGCUCUUUGUGCAGCUUGUCCAGGCCAACACUCCUGCAUCCCUCGUGGGGUUGCGCUUUGGGGAUCAGAUCCUGCAGAUUGAUGGGUGUGACUGUGCUGGGUGGAGCACAUACAAAGCUCACAAAGCAUUGAAGAAGGCGUCAGCAGAAAAGAUCACCAUGAUUGUUCGUGACAGGCCGUUCCAGCGGACUGUCACUAUGCACAAGGACAGCUCAGGCCAAGUUGGCUUUUUCAUCAAGAAGGGGAAGAUUGUAUCUGUGGUAAAGGGAAGCUCUGCAGCCCGUAACGGGCUUCUCACUAACCACUACGUGUGUGAGGUGAACGGACAGAACGUCAUUGGGCUAAAGGACAAAAAGAUUACAGAGAUCCUGACCACCGCUGGAAACGUCAUCACACUGACCCUCAUCCCCACUGUGAUCUAUGAGCAUAUGGUCAAAAAGUUGUCCCCGCUGCUGCUUCACCACACCAUGGACCACUCCAUCCCAGACAUCUGAAGUCACAGGGCAGCCCAGGCCUCCUGCCAUCCUGCAGCGAACUCGGCAAUCCUCAGAUGACAGGUUGCAGCUGGCUUGCUGCUUGGGUCUGGGUAUUGCAGGGGUGUGUUCCAGGUGGAUGCAUAUUGAAUGAGUGUGUCAUGGCUGUUUUCAGGCUUCCUUGGGUCCUGACUCCUAGCUAUGUAUGCUGAGGUAUGGGUGGGACUCGAGCACUUGGUGCUCUGUACCCUAGAUGCUGGGCACUUAGGCAGAAUAGCAGAAUGUCACCAAGUGCAGCUGGGUCCCUUUGCAGACUUUUGCUUCCUGACUUGACGGAGGAAUUCCCGUGUAUUCUUUGUCUUCAUCGAUCUUUGUCACGGGUUGUGCAUAGAUUACUUGUAUAACCCUUUCCUGUCUGUAGGUUACUUGUAACCCUUUACUGUCUUUUGAAUAAAGAGUGGAUUUUAAACACAA
Cricetulus griseus (Chinese hamster) is the source of this 4174-nucleotide messenger RNA. Lineage: Eukaryota; Metazoa; Chordata; Mammalia; Rodentia; Cricetidae. The record is from RefSeq and is a predicted model, not a curated record.